This is a messenger RNA of Mastomys coucha (southern multimammate mouse), 3049 nucleotides long. RefSeq names its product Rho GTPase activating protein 6 (gene Arhgap6). Gene Ontology annotation, molecular function: phospholipase binding; phospholipase activator activity. Gene Ontology annotation, biological process: signal transduction. The transcript has 14 exons. The record is from RefSeq and is a predicted model, not a curated record. The coding region runs from base 75 to 3029 and encodes 984 amino acids. NCBI's taxonomy places the organism in Eukaryota, Metazoa, Chordata, Mammalia, Rodentia, Muridae.
GAGAAGGUCACAGUCUCCAGCGAUCUAGGAGGGAAAACCAGAAGAAGGUGGCCCUCAGACCCAGCCCAGCCGAGAUGUCCGCGCAAAGCCUGCUGCACAGUGUCUUCUCCUGCUCCUCGCCCGCAUCGGGCAGCACGGCCUCGAGCAAGGGAUUCUCCAAAAGGAAGCUGCGCCAGACGCGCAGCCUGGACCCAGCCCUGAUCGGUGGCUGCGGGAGCGAGAUGGGCGCCGAGAGCGGCCUGCGGGGCUCCACAGUAAGCCGGCUCCACUCUCCGCAGCUCUUAGCAGAGGGUCUAGGUUCCCGCUUAGCUUCUUCUCCCCGGAGUCAGCACCUUCGGGCUACCCGGUUCUCGACACCUAGACCUCUAUGCUCGUCUUUCUCCACACCUAGUACCCCGCAAGAAAAGUCGCCUUCUGGCAGCUUCCACUUUGACUACGAGGUCCCACUGAGUCGCAGUGGUCUCAAGAAGAGCAUGGCCUGGGACCUGCCUUCUGUCCUUGCCGGGUCCGCUAGUGGCCGCAGUCCCGCAAGCAUCCUCAGUUCCUCCGGGGGAGGCCCCAAUGGCAUCUUCGCUUCUCCAAGGAGAUGGCUCCAGCAGAAGAAGUUCCAGCCUCCACCUAACAGUCGCAGCCACCCUUACAUCGUGUGGAGGUCCGAGGGUGACUUCACCUGGAACAGCAUGUCUGGUCGUAGCGUGCGCCUGAGGUCAGUCCCCAUCCAGAGCCUCUCAGAGCUGGAGCGGGCACGGCUACAGGAAGUGGCGUAUUAUCAGUUGCAGCAGGACUGUGACCUGGGCUGUCAGAUCACCAUCCCCAAAGAUGGACAAAAGAGAAAGAAAUCAUUGAGAAAGAAACUGGAUUCACUAGGGAAGGAAAAGAACAAAGACAAAGAAUUCAUCCCACAGGCAUUUGGAAUGCCCUUAUCCCAAGUCAUUGCUAAUGACCGGGCAUAUAAACUGAAGCAAGACUUGCAGAGGGAGGAGCAGAAGGAUGCAUCGGAUUUUGUAUCUUCCCUCCUCCCAUUUGGGAAUAAAAAACAAAACAAAGAACUCUCAAGCAGUAACUCAUCUCUCAGCUCAACCUCCGAAACACCAAACGAGUCUAUAUCCCCGAACACUCCAGAACCAGCUCCUCGGGCCAGGAGAAGGGGCGCCAUGUCUGUGGAUUCCAUCACCGAUCUAGAUGACAACCAAUCUCGACUCCUAGAAGCUUUACAACUCUCUUUGCCUUCUGAGGCUCAGAAUAAAAAAGAAAAGGCCAGAGAUAAGAAGCUGAGUCUGAAUCCUAUUUACAGGCAGGUCCCCAGAUUGGUGGACAGCUGCUGUCAGCAUCUGGAAAAACAUGGCCUCCAGACAGUGGGGAUAUUCCGAGUUGGAAGCUCAAAGAAGAGAGUAAGACAAUUGCGUGAAGAAUUUGACCGUGGGGUUGAUGUCUGUCUAGAAGAGGAGCACAGUGUUCAUGAUGUGGCAGCCUUGUUAAAGGAGUUCCUCAGGGACAUGCCUGACCCCCUUCUCACAAGGGAGCUGUACACUGCAUUUAUCAACACUCUCCUGUUGGAGCCUGAGGAACAACUGGGCACCUUGCAACUCCUCAUUUACCUUCUACCUCCCUGCAACUGCGACACCCUUCACCGCCUCCUACAGUUCCUCUCCAUUGUGGCCAGGCAUGCUGAUGAUAAUGUCGGCAAGGAUGGACAAGAGGUCACUGGGAACAAAAUGACAUCUCUGAACUUAGCCACCAUAUUUGGACCCAACCUGCUCCACAAGCAGAAGUCAUCAGACAAAGAAUAUUCUGUCCAGAGCUCAGCCAGAGCUGAAGAGAGCACAGCCAUCAUAGCUGUGGUCCAGAAGAUGAUUGAAAAUUAUGAAGCCUUGUUCAUGGUUUCCCCUGAUCUCCAGAAUGAAGUGCUGAUCAGCCUUCUGGAGACAGAUCCAGAUGUUGUGGACUACUUGCUCAGGAGAAAGGAUUCCCAAUCCUCGAGCCCUGACAUGCUUCCGACGGAAGUUUCCUUUUCCAUGGGAGGGAGGCAUUCAUCUACAGACUCCAACAAAGCCUCCAGUGGUGACAUCUCCCCUUAUGACAACAACUCCCCAGUACUGUCUGAGCGCUCCCUGCUGGCUAUGCAAGAGGACAGGGCCCGGGGGGGCUCGGAGAAGCUUUAUAAAGUGCCAGAGCAGUAUACAUUGGUGGGCCACUUGCCAUCGCCAAAGUCGAAGUCAAGAGAAAGUUCUCCUGGACCAAAGCUUGGAAAAGAAAUGUCAGAGGAGCCUUUCAAUAUCUGGGGAACUUGGCAUUCAACAUUAAAAAGUGGAUCCAAAGACCCAGGAAUGACAGGUUCUUAUGGUGACAUUUUUGAAAGCAGCUCCCUCCGACCGAGGCCCUGUUCCCUUUCUCAAGGGAACCUUUCCUUGAAUUGGCCUCGGUGUCAAGGGAGCCCCACAGGGCUGGACAGUGGCACUCAGGUAAUUCGGAGGACUCAGACAGCGGCCACCGGGGAGCAGUGCAGUGUCCAUCUUCCGGUGUCACGUGUCUGCAGCACUCCCCACAUCCAGGACGGCAGCAGGGGGGCCAGGCGGCCUGCAGCCAGGUCUGAGCCAUUUUUGUCCCUAAACAGCACAGAAAACCUGGCCGAGGGCAAGGAGGAUGUGGCCUGGCUGCAAAGCCAGACCCGACCUGUGUACCAGAGACCUCAGGAGAGUGGUAGAGAUGACAGGCGCCCCCCUCCUCCUUACCCAGGGUCAGGGAAGCCUGCCACAACCUCGGCCCAGCAGCCACUGGAGCCUCCCCUGUGGAGGCCUCAGAGGCAUGAAGAAGGUUCAGAAACAGCUAUGGAAGGAGGCCAGGAGGCCUCAGGGGAGCAUCAGACCAGGCCAAAAAAACUGAGCAGCGCCUACUCCCUCUCAGCCAGCGAGCAGGACAAACAGAACUUAGGGGAAGCCAGCUGGCUCGACUGGCAGCGAGAGCGGUGGCAGAUUUGGGAGCUUCUGUCAACUGAUAACCCCGACGCCCUCCCGGAAACCCUAGUAUAAGCCCGCCAGCAGCUGGAGCC